This is a messenger RNA of Saccoglossus kowalevskii, 429 nucleotides long. Its product is annotated as cytochrome P450 3A13-like. Lineage: Eukaryota; Metazoa; Hemichordata; Enteropneusta; Harrimaniidae. The record is from RefSeq and is a predicted model, not a curated record. Gene Ontology annotation, molecular function: steroid hydroxylase activity; oxidoreductase activity, acting on paired donors, with incorporation or reduction of molecular oxygen; iron ion binding.
AUGGCAGGCAACAUUUCAGAUUACAUCUAUGUAUUAGUCAGACAUGAUCAUAAGGAGAUGUCCCGUACGGCUACAAUUCAUGAUCGCUGUCUCUAUCUUGCCAGAACUCCAAUCUUAGUAACAUCUGAUUUAGAUCUAUUAAAAGAAAUCUUAGUUAAAAGAUUUGCUGAUUUCCCAAAUAGAAAGAAAUCACCAGUCAAAGUUAAACCAUUAUCAGAUGGAUUGACGUCAUUGGAAGGUGACCAUUGGAAGCAUGCACGUAAUGUAUUGUCACCCGCAUUUACUGGAUCUAAGAUGAGACAGAUGGCAGGUAUGCUUAAUAAAUGUGCUGAUACCAUGGUUACAAUUUUGGAGAAAGCUGUAGAAGAUGGAAAAGAUGUAGAAUUUAAAAAGUAUGUGUUUGUAUCGGAACUCAAAUUCUUGUUUUAG